Molecule: messenger RNA, 2377 nt
Organism: Vigna umbellata (rice bean)
Lineage: Eukaryota; Viridiplantae; Streptophyta; Magnoliopsida; Fabales; Fabaceae
Source: RefSeq, a predicted model, not a curated record
CUUCAGUGCUUGGCCCAUUUGAUUUCACAGUGCUUUCUUUACAUCACUUCACAAACUCGUUGCCAAAAAUCUCACUGAUUUUUCGUCUUUCGCGGUCCCAACGAACCCUAGAUCGGAUCAUGUCUGGAGCAUACGGUCAAGACGGCGGCGGCUCUGCGCCACCGUCAUAUGGAGCCAGCGGCGGAUACGGUUCCGGUGGUGGCAGUUAUGGAGGCGGAACCUAUGGAGGGGGCGGUGCCAGUGGAGGAUAUGGUGGUACGGAAGGCGGUGGAGGUUACGGAGCGAAAAGCAGCGGAAACGACGGCGGAUACGGUGGUAACGAUGGCGGGGGUUAUGGAGGAAGGAGCGGCUACGGUGGAAACGAUGGCGGAGGCUAUGGAGGAAGAGGCGGUGGUCAAGGUGGCCGGGGAGGUGGAGGGUUCGGUGGUGGAUAUGGCGGUCGAGGUUCACUUUUGCUGCUUUUUAUAUCGUUCUAACUGUGAAUUUAUUUUUGCCCUAUCGUGUUCAUAUGUGAUGCGAAAUUCUGCAGGUGGAGGUGGCGGUGGCGGUGGCGGUGGUGGAUAUCAAGGCGGUGAUCGCGGGGGUCGUGGCGGCGGUCGCGGCGGAGGCGGCCGUGGCGGCAGCGGCAGAGAUGGAGACUGGCGUUGCCCUAACCAAAGUUGUGGGAAUUUGAACUUUGCGAGAAGGGUUGAAUGUAACAAAUGCGGUGCUCCUUGUCCUAAUCCGAAUAGUUCCAAUGAACGAGGUGGAAGUGGCGGAAGUGGUGGCGGUGGGGGUGGCUUUAGUAGAGGCGGAGGUGGCGGUGGGGGAUAUGGUAACACUCGAGGGGGAAGAUCGGGGAAUUAUGAUGGAGGGAGAGGUAAUGACUAUAACAGUGGAGGGGGUCGAUCUGGUAACUAUGAUGGUGGAAGGGGUAAUGACUAUAAUAGUGGAAGGGGUGGUAGUAAUGAUGGUAGAGGUGGUUCGUAUAGAGGUAAUCAAGGUAGAGAAGAUGGUAGCUACGGUCAAGUUCCCGCUCCUAAUGCCCAAUCUUAUGGUGGUGCUGGUGGAAGCUUCCCACCCUCUUACAAUUCUUAUGGUGGGAAUGCAAGUUAUGGAACUGAUGCAGUUCCUCCACCUUCGAGUUAUACUGGCGGACCUAAUUCCUAUCCUCCAUCAUAUGGGGGUAAUGCCGGUGGUUAUGGGGGAGAUAAUCAAGGGAAUGGGCGGAGUGGUGGUAGAUCUGGGCCUCCGUCUGGGUAUGACAAUAGUCAUGGUGCUGGUAAUCGAGGUGGAUUUAGUGGGUCUCCUGCCGAGCCCCCAGCUGCAGUAAAGCAGUGUGAUGAGAAUUGUGAUGACAGCUGCGACAACUCUAGAAUAUACAUCUCAAACCUUCCACCAGAUGUGUCAAUUGAAGAAUUGAGGGAACUUUUUGGAGGCAUUGGACAAGUUGGAAGGAUAAAGCAGAAGAGGGGCUACAAAGAUCAGUGGCCUUGGAACAUUAAGAUUUACACAGAUGAGAAUGGAAAUAACAAGGGAGAUGCUUGUCUUGCUUAUGAAGACCCUUCUGCAGCACAUUCAGCUGGCGGUUUUUACAAUAAUUAUGAUUUGAGGGGUUACAAAAUCAGUGUUGCAAUGGCAGAAAAAUCUGCUCCAAGAGCUGCACCUGCUUAUAACCAAGGGGGCAAUAGGGGUGGCUAUGGUGGAGAUAGACGCCGAGACAACUAUAGAGAUGGAGGUGGCUCUGGGCCUGAUAGGCGUGAUCAUUAUGGAAAUCGUUCUCGUCCGUACUAGGAGCUUGGACAUUGAACGUUUUAUGUACUAUGAAUUGUGGGCUGAGGGUUUAAUUAUUUCAGUUGGCUGGUUUCUUGAACUGGAAGCAAAGAGGUAGGUUGUUCACUUACUUUGAGCAAUACCUCUUCCGCUCCUUUUUUGUUUCAAUUGUCUAGAUGGUGGGUUUUGAAUUUAGCCAGGGAUUAAUUUAAUCAUGUGAAUGUUUUUAUAGAGGCAAGUGGAUAGUCUCCCAAUUGCUUGCUGCUAAGGUAGGUGUUGAAUAUUUCAGGUGAGUGCAGCUUUCACGUAAAAAUGUGCCUAAUACUUGCUUGGAAAUUCCUUGUGUCAUAAUGUGGAUAAAUGCUUGCAGUUCUGGCUCAUCCCAUGUGGCAUCUGUGGUACAAGCGGGUGUUGGCAUUAAUUAAUAGAAUGUUUUUAUGUUAGUCAUUGUUCCAUAAAUCAAUAAAUCUUAAUUUACAAUGUUUCAAGUUUCAAGUAAAAAUGGUUGUUUGUAAGGAAUGAAUUAAAUUGUGCUGACAUUUUACUUUAAAUUGAAGCCUUUUGUAAUCAAAUCUAUCAUGAGUUAUUCUAUCGUAGUCUGUUUGAUCUUUUGAGGCUUUAUGAA